AUGGUUUCACUGGCCGUGGAGCAGAUGUGGUGGAACGAGUUGGGUUCGGCCAUGGUUAUAACUUCUUACGAUUCAGCCACUGGUGUAUUUGGUGGAAAAUACUACAGUAAAGUUGGCGAAGCCGAGAAUUGGUACGUGUUGACUGGUCGCAACGACACAGCAGGGACAACCCUGGGGUGGACAGUAAACUGGAAGAAUUCAAGUCACAAUGCUCACUCCGUAACGACUUGGUCUGGUCAAUUUCAAUUUCCUCCCGACGGGAAGCCUGCUCUAACUACCACUUGGCUACUCACCGCUCAGACCAACCCAGAGGACAACUGGGAGUCUACCAUGGUGGGUUUUGAUCGAUUUUAUCUCACGGAGCCGCCAUAUGAGAUCAAGGAGAGGGCUAAGCUGCACUGCAGAAGAAGUCAUCCAGAAGAAGCUUGA
This is a messenger RNA of Geodia barretti, 429 nucleotides long. The record is from the annotation of a GenBank genome assembly. NCBI's taxonomy places the organism in Eukaryota, Metazoa, Porifera, Demospongiae, Tetractinellida, Geodiidae.